GUGGACCACCGAACUCAACGCGCGUGUACUUGUGUAAUUUCGCAUCGGUAUAAAAAUCCCUUGAAACAUAGAUCACAGCAUCAGUUUCUUUGCAGAAAGAAUCAAACAAACACAAUGUACAAAUUCGUAGUUUUCGCCGCCGCUUUGGCCUACGCCAACGCCGGUCUUAUCGGAGCCCCCGCCGUGGCUUACUCCGCCGCUCCAGCUGUCAGCAGCUCUUACAUCCACCAAGCCGCCCCUGUCGUAGCUGCUGCUCCCGUCGCUUACGCUCACGCCGCCCCCGUCGCUUACACUCACGCCGCUCCCGUCGCUAUCCACGCCCCAGCCGUCGGUGCUUCCCACCAAAGCGUCGUCCGCUCCCUUGGAGGCAACCAAGCCGUGUCAACCUACUCCAAAGCCGUCGACAGUGCCUUCUCCAGCGUUCGCAAAUACGACACUCGCAUCACCAAUGAUGCUCUCGCUGUAGCUCACGCUCCAGUUGCUGUAGCUCACGCUGCUCCCGUUGUCUCUACCUACGCUCACGCCGCCCCAGUUGUAUCCACUUAUGCUCAUGCCCCAGUUGCCACCUAUGCUGCUCAUGCCCCAGUUGCCACCUAUGCUGCUCAUGCCCCAGUUGCCACCUAUGCUGCUCAUGCCCCAGUUGCCACUUAUGCUGCUCAUGCCCCAGUUGUUGCCACCAAAACCGCAGCGGUUGCCUACUCCCCAGCUGCCGUUGUAUCUCAUGCCACUUUCUCCGGUUUCGGAGCUUCCUAUGCCUGGUAAGCCAAGACCUGACUGCGAUUUGUACAGAUAGUUUUAAUGUUAUUUAUUUAUGAAAAAUAAAUAAAAAUAUAAAAAUA
Molecule: messenger RNA, 839 nt
Organism: Tribolium madens (black flour beetle)
Lineage: Eukaryota; Metazoa; Arthropoda; Insecta; Coleoptera; Tenebrionidae
Product: larval/pupal cuticle protein H1C
Exons: 2
Coding region: 115-762 (215 amino acids)
Source: RefSeq, a predicted model, not a curated record